AUGAGCAACAUUUUCAUCAAAUAUCCGCCACUUGUGGGGCUCUACAACAGAUGGGCGGGCGAUCCCAUCGAGUACGGGGCCGCAGCUUUGUUACAAAACAUUGUCAUUAUCUUUUUCAAGAUCGAAGAUAGUUUCUGCCCGGCGUUUGAGCAGCCUCCAGACCUAGGGUCUCGCAGAAAUUACCGAAUUGACGUACUCAUCUUCGAACACAAUAUCAUGUAUUCUGCACCUGGGUUGCUUGUUCCGAGAUUGCUGCUGGAGAUGAAAGGUGGAGGCGGAUCAUCCAAGGCGGUUGAGAGCCAAGCUCUGGCAAAUGCUCGAGCAUCUAUCCAGCAGUACAGCCUUGUCGGUCUCUUCGUGCAAACAGUCCUCGGGAUUGAACGCGCCUUAUACUUCCGGUUUUGGUGGAUGGACUCGGUCAGUCUUCAGCUUCAGCCUCUCGACGGUGGCCCCAAAUCUGGGUCACGCGAUGGACGCAGCGCAUAUGUUGAGUUGAGUACUGAAGGUGGAAACAAGUUGGAAAGCUACUAUAAUCAAGUCAAAAGUGGUACACCAAUUAUACCCACAGAGGAACACGGACAAGACCCGCUGGACCCGCUCGCACAGGAGGUGGACCAUUCAGCAGACAACCUACCAAACGAGACCUUGGGCUAUGAAGGCGAUGCCAUGAUGGCUGAUAUUGCCGCGCAACAAGGGGGGGUUUCUGAGUCGGAACCUGAGGAGAUGGACCAAGAAGCCGGAGCCGGUCCCUCCCAAGCCCCUCAGGGGACAGGUCAGAGCCGAAACGCAACUCCCAAACGGAUUGAGAUUACCUAUGAAUCACAUACGUUGCGCAAGGACAAGUUCCUUUUCAGAAAGCACAAGAAAGGUAGGAUACACAGUACCGAGAUUGAGGACUGGGACGUGAAACGAACUCGUGAUGGAGAGGUAUGGACCUGGAAGAAGGAUAAGAAGUACUGGGGCUACAGGCCACAUGGUAUGAGCAGACGUUGA
This is a messenger RNA of Colletotrichum graminicola M1.001, 993 nucleotides long. RefSeq lists its product as uncharacterized. The coding region runs from base 1 to 993 and encodes 330 amino acids. NCBI's taxonomy places the organism in Eukaryota, Fungi, Ascomycota, Sordariomycetes, Glomerellales, Glomerellaceae. The transcript has a single exon. The record is from RefSeq and is a predicted model, not a curated record.